Messenger RNA from Morus notabilis, 3390 nucleotides. Its product is annotated as leucine-rich repeat extensin-like protein 4. The transcript has a single exon. The record is from RefSeq and is a predicted model, not a curated record. Bases 355 to 2688 code for a protein of 777 amino acids. Gene Ontology annotation, molecular function: protein binding. Lineage: Eukaryota; Viridiplantae; Streptophyta; Magnoliopsida; Rosales; Moraceae.
AGAGAGAGAGAGAAUCUGGUGGGCUUUGAGCUGUGAUUUAGCUGUCUUUUUGACGUAUAAUUUUUCUCUCACACACUCACACAUCUCCAAAGUCCCUAGAAAAAACCCCUCCCUCUUCUCCACUCUCCACACACCAUUUUCUCUCUCCUCCAAGAAACUCUCUCUCUCUCACACUUUCUCUCUGCAUUUCUUUUUUGCAAAUUCCUUUCCUCAGAUCUUAAACGUGGAAGAGCCACAUUUCUGCUAGAGACCCAUUUGGGGAUAUCAGAAGAAUAAGGAAGGGUAUUCAAUCCAAGAGGGAAAAAGACGAAAGGCAAAAAAGUGGCAUUCAGAGCAUCAGAUGUCUCAUGUGAGAUGAAGAAGAAGACCCACUCAAACCCUUCUUCUUGUUUUCUCUUCAAUCUCUCACCCCUCAUUGGUUCCUUCUUUUUCUUGCAAUUACUCUUCUUUAUCACGUCCUCCUCCGUCGCCGCAGACCACUCCGCCACUAAUUUCAUCGGCCAUGGCCGACUCUCCAACGAUGAGAAGCUCUACAUCAAGCAGCGUCAGCUGCUUUACUACAGAGACGAGUUCGGCGACAGAGGAGAGAACGUCACCGUCGAUCCUUCCCUGACCUUCGAGAACGACCGGAUCAGAAGCGCCUACAUCGCUCUACAAGCAUGGAAGAACGCCAUUCUCUCCGAUCCCAACAAUCUCACCACUGACUGGGUCGGAUCCAAUGUCUGCAAGUACACCGGAGUUUUCUGCGCUCCGGCGCUCGAUAAUCCCAAGAUCCGUACCGUUGCCGGCAUCGACCUCAACCACGGCGACAUCGCCGGAUACCUCCCGGAGGAGCUCGGUCUUCUGGUGGAUCUCGCAUUGUUCCACAUUAAUUCGAAUCGGUUCUGCGGUACUGUCCCUCACAAGUUCAAGGAACUGAAGCUUCUCUUCGAGCUGGAUCUGAGCAACAACCGGUUCGCCGGAAAGUUUCCCGAGGUCGUUCUUAAGCUUCCGAGCUUGAAAUUCUUGGAUCUGAGGUUCAAUGAGUUCGAAGGGACGGUCCCGAAGGAGCUUUUCGACAAGCCGUUGGACGCGAUUUUCAUCAACCAUAACAGGUUCGUGUUUGACCUUCCUGAUAACUUUGGGAAUUCUCCGGUUUCGGUGAUCGUCCUGGCGAAUAACAAGUUCCAUGGUUGUGUCCCGUCGAGCUUGGGCAACAUGACGAACCUCAACGAGAUUAUCAUGAUGAACAAUGGGUUCAAGUCCUGUCUCCCGCCGGAGAUUGGGUCGUUGAAGAAUUUGACGGUGUUCGAUGUGAGCUUCAACCAGUUGUUGGGGCCGAUUCCGGAGAGCUUCGGAGGGCUAGUGAACAUUGAGCAGCUCAAUGUGGCGCACAAUAUGUUGUCGGGGAAGAUUCCGGCGAGUAUCUGCUCGUUGCCGAAUCUGCAGAACUUCACGUUCUCGUACAACUUCUUUACCGGAGAGCCGCCGGCGUGUCUGGGAUUGGAAGGAUUCGAUGACAGGAGGAACUGCCUACCCAAGCGGCCGGCACAGCGCUCCGCCGGGCAGUGCAAGGCGUUCUUGUCUCGCCCCGUGGAUUGCGGUUCCUUCAAAUGUAAACGCUUUGUUCCUUCUCUGCCUUCUCCUCCUCCGCCUUCGCCUCCGCCACCAGUUGUCAUUCCAUUGUCACCACCACCACCGGUCUACUCUCCUCCGCCGCCACCUCCGCCUCCUCCACCAGUUCUCUCUCCUCCGCCUUCUCCUCCACCACCAGUUCUCUCUCCUCCGCCACCUCCGCCUUCUCCUCCACCACCAGUUUACUCACCUCCACCGCCACCGCCAGUUUACUCUCCACCACCACCACCACCAUCUCCACCCCCGCCAUCUCCGCCACCUCCAUCUCCACCACCACCAGUUUACUCCCAGCCACCGCCAUCUCCGCCACCGCCCUCUCCACCACCACCAUCUCCUCCGCCGCCAGUGUACUCCCCACCUCCACCGCCACCAUCACCAACUCCAACACCUCCCUACUGCGUCCGCUCUCCUCCACCUCCGCCACCAAAUUCCCCACCGCCACCGCCUCCUUUGAGCUCUCCUCCACCUCCAUCUCCUUACUACUACAGCUCACCACCACCGCCACCUCACUACUCACCGCCACCGCCCCCACAUUCCCCUCCGCCGCCAAUUUACCCAUACUAUUCACCACCACCUCCGUCGCCAGUACAUCACUCGCCACCACCUCCUGUCCACUCCCCACCGCCACCAUCACCACCUCCUUGUAUAGAACCACCACCGCCUCCUUCGCCUCCGCCAUGUGUAGAGUACUCACCACCACCACCCUCUCCGUCGCCACCACCUCCUACAGUUUACUUGCCACCGCCAUCACCAUCGCCUCCACCUCCUCCAGUGUACCACUCUCCACCACCACCACCAUCACCUCCGCCACCGCCACCGGUUCACUACAGUUCUCCGCCACCACCGGUCCACUAUAGCUCCCCACCACCACCAGUUCAUUACAAUUCUCCGCCACCACCAUCGCAAUCUCCGCCGCCGCCACCGCUUCCUUGUGAGACCCCACCAUCAGCAUCACCACCACCUCCACCGAUUGUUUAUGAGAGCCCGCCACCUCCGGCUCCGGUGUAUGAGGGGCCAUUGCCACCAAUCUACGGAGUAUCAUACGCGUCUCCUCCGCCACCACCUUUCUAUUGAUUCUUUUGAGAAUUUUCAUCCUCUAACCUUUGCUCUAAAGCACCCAACAUGAUUUAUCCAAAAAGAAAAAAAAAAAAAAAAGUUGUUUAGGGACCAAAAGUUCUAUAAUUUUUUUUUUCUUUUACUACCUCUUCAUGUGCUUCACCAUUAUCAUUAAGUCCUCUUUGUCUUUUGGCAAUUCUCGUCGCCUCACCGGAGGAGGAAGAAGAAUAAAGUGGGUUUUCUGUUCCUGUGGAUUAUCAACAACAAUACUGGUAAUCAUCAUUUGUCUCUAUGAGGAUGUCUUAUUCAUUUGUAAAACAAGAGAAGAGGUGGGAAAAAAAAAAAAGAAAAAAGAGAGAGGUAAGAGGAGAAAGGUCUCUCCCAUAUUUAUUUGAAUUGUUAUGGAUAUUUGAGUUGUGAAAAAUAAAAAUGGCAGAGAAAAAAAGAGUUUUUAGGUUGCAGAGAAUGUGUAUGUAUAGGCAUCAUGAAUUUGGAGACCAUAAUAUUCAGGGGCUACAAGGGAUAGCAGCAUUAUCUUCAUCAUCCUCAAUCUUCAUCACCUUCUGCUGCUGCUGUUACUUGUUUUGUGGGUUUUUUAUUUUUAUUUUUAUUGUCAUUAUCUCUUCUAUAUCAUACUUUUGUUUCUUCUUUUGAUUUCCCAAUUUAUAGUAUAAUCAUGAACCAUUUUUACUUGUAUUGAUUCCACAUUUUUACUUGUCA